AUGGGCUAUAUAGUGACCCUAGAGGUGCUGUGGUAUCUCCGUGGGGUUCAUGGAGUCUUUGUGGAGCUUUCGGUGUCUCCGUGGGGUCCCCUCUGGGGUCAGCAGGGCCCCCGUGGGACCGUGGAGAUGCUCAUGGAUUAUGGAGGUCCCCAUAGGGUCCUGGAGGUCCCUAUGGGGGCCAAGUGGACGGAGACGGAGAUCGAGAUGCUCCGGGCUUCGGUGAAACGCUUCUGCGAGGACCUGAACCGCAUCAGCGCCCUCAUCAAGGACCGCACGGUGGCGCAGAUCAAGGCGACGGCGAAGCGCAAGGCCUACGAGGACAGCGGGGUGCCCCUGCCCGCCGACUCGCCCAAGAAGGGGCCCCGCAAAAGCGGGCGCCCCCCCCGCCGCCGCCCCCCCCCGCCGCCGCCGCCGCUGCCGCGCCCCGCUGGCCGCCCCCGCCCCGGGGGGGGCCCUGCCCGACCCCCCCGGAAGAAGCAGAAGAUUUCAGACGUCACCCUGAGCGCCCUGAACGACUCGGACGCCAACAGCGACCUGGUGGACAUCGAGGGGCUCGGCGAGACCCCCCCCGCCAAGAAGCUCAACUUCGACCAGGACAGCCUGAACCUCGACCCGGGGCUGCUCGUCACCUCCGGAGACCUGGCCCUGCUGGCCCGCUGACCCCCCCCCCCCCACCCCGGGGACCCCCGGGACCCCCCUGAGCACCCCGCGGACCCCCAGGACCUCCCUGGGACCCCUGGGGACCCCCCCAAGCACCCCAGGGACCCCCAGGACCUCCCCGGGACCCCUGGGGACCUCCCCGAGCACCCCAGGGACACCUGGAGCUGCCCCUGCUGGCCCGCUGACCCCCCUGGGACCCCCCCCCCCCGAGCACCCCAGGGACACCUGGAGCUCCCCAGAGCACCCCAGGGACCCCCAGGACCCCCCCGAGCACCCCGGGACCCCUGGGGACCCCCCCGAGCACCCCAGGGACCCCCAGAGUUGCCACUGCUGUCCCGCUGACACCCCCCAAGCACCCUGGGGACCCCUGGGGACCCCCGGGAACCCCCAAACACCCUGGGAACCCCUGGGACCCCCCCAAGCACCCCGGGGACCCCCAGGACCCCCAAGCACCCUGGGGACCCCCCAGAGCUGCCCCUGCUGGCCCACUGACCCCCCCCCCAGGACAACCCCUGAGCACCCCAGGACCCCCCUGAGCACCCCGGGGACCCCGGAGCUGCCCCUGCUGGCCCGCUGACCCCCCCCCCAGGACCCCCUGAGCACCCUGGGGACCCCCAGAGCUCCCAGAGCACCCCGGGGACCCCUGGAGCUGCCUCUGCUGGUCCGCUGACCCCCCGGACCCCCAGGGUAACCCCCUGACCCCCAGACCCUCCGCAGAGCCACCCUGGGGUCCCCCUGAGACUCCCCUCCCCCCCAGCAGGGCCUCUUGGGGACCCCCCCCCAGACCCUCCUGGGACCCCCGGGUGUCCCUAGUCUGUGUCCCCGGUCACCUCGCACCCCCCUCCCUCCUUUCCCGGACUCCUGGGCCCCCCUGGGGGGACAGAGCCAGGUCCAGGUGUGGGGAAGGGCGGGGGGGGGGGGGUCUCAUUUGGGGGGCAGCACAGGGGACCUCCGGGGGUCCCCUCUCAUGUUCCCCCCCCCCCGUUUAUUCGGCUUAAUAAAGGUCCGGGACCCCCCCCGGCGUUUUCGGG
Messenger RNA from Rhea pennata, 1691 nucleotides. It is a transcript of the gene BACC1, whose product is annotated as chromosome 39 C17orf49 homolog. The record is from RefSeq and is a predicted model, not a curated record. Lineage: Eukaryota; Metazoa; Chordata; Aves; Rheiformes; Rheidae. Gene Ontology annotation, cellular component: MLL1 complex; NURF complex.